CACUCGAUUACUUUCCGUGAAGCCAAUAUUUUACUUUUAUAUAUAGCAAAAGUGCAGUAAAUUUUCUAAAAUGCAGUCCGUUGUUACUUACGAGAAACCACUACCACAUUUGACCUUACCGGAUUGGGACGCCAGGUUAUAUGGAUUGCAGGUCACAGCAGAUACGAGAAGGGCUGACGCCUUCGACCUUCGCUACAGCUCGCACCAGCUUCGCAACGAAACCAAAAUCAAGACCGACUGGGACAGCUACCAUAACAACAAUAGAUUGAGAGCUAGAGUAUACGAAAUAGAGCAAUGGAAAUCGACCCUCCAAGAGCUCUUAGAGCGCCUAGACAGAGAGAUGACUGCCCUCAAAGAAGAGAAGGCAUCCACAGAGAGAGAGUUGGAGCAAUUGAACAUGCCCCUCCUGGUCUGUUCGGAGUGCCUCUCGAACAGGGACGGGAGGAGGAGCACCGAACUCACGUAUGACUUGGCUGAUACGGAGUUGAAAAAGGAACUCUGCGUAACCGAGAGCAAUAAGAAGAUGCUGAUAGACCGCUGCCAGUCCGCGUGGGAGAAGAUAAACAAGCUAGAAGUCGUGAAGUUCAAGCUUCAACUGGACCUCAACGAUAAGAACGAAGCGCUGCAAAUUGAUAAAGACAUGUUAAAUCUGGACAAGGACUGCGCGAACAUAACCUAUAAGACGGAUUCGUUGAAAACUCCGAAACGAAUGAUAACCUACGAUCAAUGGCUACAAAAGUGCGAAGCAACCAAAAAGCUAGCAGUAGACGAGUUACAAGACACACUACGACUCCGGGAAUCCCUCUUUGUGGCUCGUGGUCGAGCUCGUAACGCGUUGCGAGCGCAGACUGACGUCACCAACUAUAUGAUGCGACGCCGCGUAUAUGAGACACAACGUGCUAGGAAUGAGCUGCAGUGGCAGAAAAUGAAGAUGGAAGAAAAUAUGGACAAGCUGUCAAGCGAAUUGAAGACGAUCGGUGAACAGUUCGCUGACAAAGUGAAUGCACUAAAAGUAGCUGAGACUAGAUUAGAAACAAGAGGCUAUAGACCUGGUAUUGAACUGGCAUCUGAUGAAGCUGAUAUCGGCAUGAAGGAAGAAGUAAGGAACUUACGGGAGACUAUACGGCAGCUGCAAGAGAAACAGGAUUGCGCUAAGGCAACAUAUAACGCUCUCGAAGCGGCGUCUAUCAAGAUCGCCAUAGAUCUGAACGACAAGGAGCAGUCUUUGGAAACGGACACCAGAGCUCUGGAGAUGAGAUCCGCUCUGGAGCCCAAGAGACCAACCGGCACGGAUAAGAACCUGAUACUAGCGAGUAUGGAGGAUGAGGUGCCCAAGAUGGAAGGCUAAAUUCUUUGUACGGUUGACUAUUUUUUGUGAUGUUUAGAAAUUGUUUUUGAUGUCUUUGUUUUCGGUAAUUGUGUUUUUUUAUUAAUAAAUUGGUUUUGUUUAUA
Molecule: messenger RNA, 1452 nt
Organism: Colias croceus (clouded yellow)
Lineage: Eukaryota; Metazoa; Arthropoda; Insecta; Lepidoptera; Pieridae
Product: tektin-B1-like
Exons: 7
Coding region: 71-1348 (425 amino acids)
Biological process (GO): cilium movement involved in cell motility; cilium assembly
Cellular component (GO): microtubule cytoskeleton; nucleus
Source: RefSeq, a predicted model, not a curated record